AUGAAACCGGUUUCAACUAUUAAACAGGCUCGAGAGGAAAUUGCUAAAUUGUUGGAAGAAACUGAAAAUGGAAAUUUAGAUUGUUUUCAAAGUUUCCAAAACAGUCUGAUUAAAAUUAUUAAAACUUACUAUUUUGGAUUGACUUGUAAAUUAACGGGAGAAGGCAAUUUACUAUUGGCUGAAGUUGUUGAUGGCUAUCCAACUCAAACUGGCGAAUGA
Messenger RNA from Entrophospora sp. SA101, 219 nucleotides. Lineage: Eukaryota; Fungi; Glomeromycota; Glomeromycetes; Entrophosporales; Entrophosporaceae. The record is from the annotation of a GenBank genome assembly.